Messenger RNA from Bombina bombina (fire-bellied toad), 8807 nucleotides. RefSeq names its product semaphorin 5A (gene SEMA5A). Lineage: Eukaryota; Metazoa; Chordata; Amphibia; Anura; Bombinatoridae. Gene Ontology annotation, biological process: negative regulation of axon extension involved in axon guidance; axon extension; semaphorin-plexin signaling pathway. The record is from RefSeq and is a predicted model, not a curated record. The transcript is spliced from 26 exons. Gene Ontology annotation, molecular function: semaphorin receptor binding; chemorepellent activity. Bases 537 to 4649 code for a protein of 1370 amino acids.
UCCUCCUGUCGCUGCUGCUGCUGCUGGGCUGCUUCAGAUCAACACAGAGAGAAAGCAAAAGGCAGUGAGUGUGUGUGUAAGAGUGACAGGGAGAGAUGGGGACAGCUUCCUAUACACCAGCAGUCUCUGAUAUCUGCGGAUUAAUAUGAAGCUGCAUCACUGCAUUGGUGCAUAAGCUUUCACUAACCUAACUGGAUCUAUACAACUUUUGGCAAGAUCUUUGUUUCCCUGGAACAUUUUGGAUUGAGCACAGCACAGCUUCCUGUGUAUAUGAUAUAACGUUGCCUUGUAUGCUAAAUCUGGAUGGGGACUUGUGAGUUUUAUUCUGUUCAUCUUGUUUUAUGACUUGGGUUACACGGAUUACUUUGUAUCAGGCUGAUAUCCCAGGGUUGUGACAUUCUGAAGUGAACAGGAUCUACUAAACCCGAAAACAAGCAACAAGCGGGAAAUGGCCACAACAUAAGUCAAAUCAUACAGCUUUGCAACAGAUCAACACACGACAUAGUGGUUGUUAGAAAGCAAUUUGGAAGGAUAUCAUGGCCUUUAUAAAGUGGAUAUGGAUCUUUGUUUUGGUUAUUAUAGUUCAUGGAAUAAGGGGAAUACAACAGAGAAAAAUAACAGAAGAUUUUCACUGCCAAAGAGCUGAGCACCCCAUUAUCUCAUUCAAAGAUAUUGCCCCCUGGUUACAUGUAUUCAGAAUGGAAAAUGCUGUUGACUUCUCUCAGCUGUCAUUUGACCCUGAACACAAAGAGCUUGUUGUUGGAGCAAGGAACUACCUCUUCAGGUUGGAUCUAGAGAACCUGUCUCUAAUCCAGCAGCUCUAUAUCAUUCACAGACCCAGGCCGAGAGAGGAACCUCUCCUCCACCAACUCAUAGGUACUUGUAAAGCCUUAACUGUUGGAAUGCCACAAAAGAAAACACCUCUGUCUGAUAAGGGCACAAAAUCUAAAAACAUGCAUCAAUAUCUAAAAACAGCUGAAAUCAACACACAAGAGAGAGACCCUCUCAUCACAGAUAUUGGUCAGGCACCCUACACUCACACGUCAACCUCAUCUGACCUCCCCUCUCAAUAUUUCACCAAGGAUGACAUUAAAAAUCUUUCAACAAAGGAUGACAUCAAAGGGAUCUCUUUUGCAUCAAUCAAGCACACUCCUUCAUCCCCGGAUGUAAUAAUAGAAAGAGCACAUAGAGCGCUCCGUCGUAGGCCUCCACAAAAAGCACCGCCUAGAGACGUCAUACUCAAAUUGCUCAACUACCAGGAUAAAGAAGAGAUUCUGAGACAUAGCAGAAAUAAGCACCCGAUCACACAUGCUGGAAUCCCCUUGCAAUUUUUCCCUGACCUUAGUCCAACAACGCUACAGAAAAGGAGGGAGAUGAUAUUUUUUACCAACACUCUACAGGAGCAUAAAAUCGCAUACAGGUGGGGCUUCCCUACCUGCAUCAUUGCUACUAAAGGAGAAACCACAGUCAUAUUCAGAGCACAAGAUGACCCCGGGACCUUCUGCUCCAAACUGGGAAUACCACCACCCACACAGAUAGAUGCAUCAGCCCCACUAAGAUCAGUAACUGAAAAUUCAUUGUUAUGGGUCAGUGACGUCAAAGGUGAUAUGAGAAUUAGGUUUCAUGAAUUUGCUGUAUACACAUAUAAUGAUUUUUGUAUGAAUAUUUUAAAUUCUUUAUUUUCUUUUUCAGGCUGUGGAAUGGGGACUGUGAUGAGUCAAACCAAAACAGCAUGCUACAGCAAAGGAAAAAGUAAAGAUGAAUGUCAAAACUAUAUUCGUGUACUGCUCGUCAGUGGAGACCGAUUAUUCACCUGUGGAACAAAUGCAUUCACACCUAUUUGCACAAACAGAACGCUAAGCAACCUUACAGAGAUUCACGAUCAGAUCAGUGGCAUGGCUCGAUGUCCAUACAGUCCGCAGCACAAUUCUACUGCAUUACUUACAAUGAAUGGAGAAUUAUAUGCAGCUACAGCAAUGGACUUUCCUGGCAGGGAUCCUGCAAUUUAUCGCAGUCUUGGAGGGCUCCCUCCUCUACGCACAGCACAGUACAACUCUAAAUGGCUAAAUGAGCCAAAUUUUGUUUCAUCGUAUGACAUUGGAAACUUUACCUACUUUUUCUUUCGAGAAAAUGCAGUUGAACAUGAUUGUGGGAAAACUGUCUUCUCCAGAGCUGCACGUGUCUGUAAAAAUGAUAUUGGAGGUCGGUUUCUAUUGGAAGACCAAUGGACAACUUUCAUGAAAGCACGGAUGAACUGCUCUCGCCCAGGAGAAAUCCCAUUUUACUACAAUGAAUUGCAAAGUACAUUCUUUCUUCCAGAAUUGGACCUCUUAUACGGGAUCUUUACUACCAAUGUGAACAGUAUUGCGGCUUCUGCAGUAUGUGUGUUCAACCUCAGUGCCAUCACACAAACUUUCAGUGGUCCAUUCAAAUAUCAAGAAAUCUCUCGUUCGGCCUGGCUUCCUUAUCCAAAUCCUAAUCCCAAUUUCCAGUGUGGUACUGUGGAUCAAGGUCUGUACGUGAACCUCACUGAAAGGAACCUUCAAGAUGCACAGAAGCUUAUACUGAUGCAUGAAGUUGUGCAGCCUAUUACUACCAUUCCCUACUUCAUGGAAGAUAACAGCAGAUUUACUCAUGUUGUGGUGGAUGUUGUACAGGGGAAGGAGAUGCUUUUCCACAUUGUGUAUUUGGCAACAGAUUAUGGUACGAUAAAAAAAGUUCUUGCUCCGCUUAAUCAAAACUCAAGUAGCUGUCUCUUGGAAGAAAUUGAGCUUUUCCCCGGUGGACAGAGAGAAUCCAUCAGACGAUUACAGAUUCUACAUAGCCAAAGUAUCCUGUUUGUGGGUCUGCAUGGUCAUGUGAUAAAACUACCACUGAAGAGGUGUCUGUUCCACAAAAGUCGCAGUGCUUGCAUUGGAGCUCAAGACCCAUAUUGUGGCUGGGAUAUGGUGAUGAAAAAAUGCACAACUCUUGAUGAAAGUAUGAGCAUGAGCCAAUGGGAACAAAGCAUCACAACAUGCCCUUCCAGGAACAACACAGUUGAUGGAAGCUAUGGCUCUUGGUCUGAAUGGAAUCCAUGCAGCCACAAUGAUGGGAAUUCAUUAGGUAUCUGUCUGUGCCGAAGUCGUUCUUGUAAUAACCCCAGUCCUCAAUGUGGUGGAUUACAGUGUGUGGGUCCUACAAUAGAAAUUGCCAACUGUUCAAGAAAUGGAGGAUGGACUCCUUGGACAUCCUGGUCACCAUGCAGCACAAGUUGCGGAAUAGGAUUCCAAGUCCGUCAACGUUUCUGUAGCAAUCCUACACCUCGUCAUGGAGGGCGAGUAUGUGUUGGACAAAACCGCGAAGAAAGAUAUUGUAAUGAACAUUUACCAUGUCCCCCACAUGUGUUUUGGUCAAGUUGGGGUCCAUGGGAACGCUGCACAGCACCAUGUGGUGGAGGCAUUCAAGCUCGAAGAAGAACAUGUGAAAAUGGUUUUGAAUGUCCUGGAUGUAGUGUGGAGCAUCAAUCUUGUAACCAAAAUCCUUGCCCUGAACUAAAAAAGACCACCCCAUGGACACCAUGGACUCCAGUCAAUAUAUCAGACAAUGGUGGCCAUUAUGAGCAGCGUUUUAGGUACACCUGUAAAGCCCGUCUUCCUGAUCCCAACCUUCUAGAAGUUGGACGACAGAGGAUUGAAAUGAGAUACUGCUCAAGCGAUGGAACCAGCGGGUGUUCAACAGAUGGGCUUUCAAGUGACUUUCUCCGAUCUGGUCGUUAUUCGUCACAUACCAUUAAUGGAGGGUGGUCAGCCUGGACUUCAUGGUCUCAAUGUAGCCGUGACUGUAGUAGGGGUAUUAGAAGUCGGAAGCGUGCUUGUAAUAACCCAGAGCCAAAGUUUGGAGGGGUACCUUGUCUUGGUCCCUCCACUGAAUAUCAAGAAUGCAAUAUAUUGCCCUGUCCAGUUGAUGGAGGUUGGUCCUGUUGGUCAUCUUGGUCUAAAUGUUCGGCAACAUGUGGAGGGGGACAUUAUAUGAGGACUCGUUCAUGUAGCAAUCCAGCUCCAGGAUAUGGAGGAGAUAUUUGCCUUGGGCUUCACACUGAAGAGGCACUUUGCAACACACAGUCUUGUCCAGAGAGUUGGUCUAACUGGUCUGAUUGGUCUGAAUGUGACGCUUCUGGAUUACAGUUCCGACUACGCCAAUGUAACAUUCUCUUUCCUAUUGGCAAUCAAUGCUCAGGAAACAACACAGAAACAAGAAAUUGUAAUCCAGAAUCUAAUUUUAUACCAGAGAUUUCGGUUGCAAGAUCGAGCAGCUUUGAGGAGAAAAGAUGUGGAGAGUUCAAUAUGUUCCACAUGAUUGCAGUGGGUUUAAGUAGUUCCAUACUUGGUUGUCUACUCACAUUACUUGUUUAUACAUACUGCCAGCGGUACCAACAGCAAUCCCAUGAUGCAACAGUGAUCCAUCCUGUGUCUCCAGCGCCUCUCAAUACAAGCAUUACUAACCAUAUAAACAAACUGGACAAAUAUGAUUCAGUAGAAGCUAUCAAGGCAUUCAAUAAAAACAACCUUAUCUUGGAAGAACGAAAUAAAUACUUCAAUCCACAUCUCACAGCAAAAACGUACUCCAAUGCCUAUUUUACAGAUUUCAAUAAUUAUGAUGAAUACUAAAAUGUUUUGAUAUUUUUGGCAAGUUUGCAACUCUUAUCUUCUCAAGGCCUGCGCUCAGCGACUGGCUAGGCGUUUAGGUUUCACUGUUGAAGCUCAGACAUUUCAAGCUGAUGCCAAGACACUGAUGAAUUUUUAAAUAAACAUCUGUGCUUAAUAUCACAUUAUCUUAUGUGGAUCAAGUGGUGUAAAAAUUCCAUGAAAGUCAGUGAACCUUGUUUAAGCGGAGCAAAAAAAAUGAGUUUCUUCAUUUGCCUCAGUGAAGUGAUCAUUUGGCUGAUCAACCAAUCAACACAUUUUUAUUUUAUGUUUAUAUAUUCUAAAAGAAACAAACACAUUUUUUGUACAGAAACACUAACACAUCUUCUAUUAUCAGAAAAAGGUAUUGUAUGAAAUCAGUAUAUUAUAUAUAAAAAAAAAACAACAAGCAAGAUUUUCAUAUAUUGAUUACAUCUACAGUUGUUGGAUAUUUAUAUUGCAUUGAAUUGUAUAGACAAAACAAAUAAAUUGAAAAAUAAUUGAGUCUUAAAGGGAUAGAAAAGUCAAAAUUAAACUUGCAUGAUUCAUAUAGAGCAUGUAAUUUUAAGACACUUAUAAAUUCACUUCUAUUUUCAAAUGUGCUUCAUUCUCUUAGUAUCACUUGUUGAAAAAUAAUACGCACAUAUUCUACACUAGUGAGAGCUAGCUGCUGAUUGGUGCCUGCACACAUUUGUCUCUUGUGAUUGGUUAACUAGAUGUGUUAAUCUAGCUGCCAGUAGUGCAAUGUUGCUCCUUCAGCCAAGGAUAACAAGCGAAUGAAGCAAAUUUGAGAGUUGUUUAAAAUUGGAUGUUCUAUCCAAAUCAUGAAAGAAAAUAUUAGGGUUUCCUGUCCCUUUUAAGGAUAUGUUAAAAACAACUGUUUAUAUGUUAAGUAAGCUAAAUCAUUGGAUUGCAGACUUUUGAAAAUAUCGGAUUAAUUUCUAUAAAACAACAAAUAAUUAAAUUUAAUUAGUUACAUAUUUAUUAGCAUUCAGGGUGUUAACAAAGAUAUUUGCAUGGUAGUUACCUAAACAUAAUGUAGCACAUGGAUUUUGCAUGUCAUUUGCCAUUCCAAAGAUACUUUUUUUCUUCUGUUUUUAUGUUUAUUGAGCACAAUUUUUUGUAUGCAUCAUUUAUCAAAGUUGUUCAUCUGCUACAGUGCUUCAAUUUUUCAACCUAAUUAUCUUACUCAUCUAAAGCUUGAAAAAUCACAGAUGUUCUUUCCAAAGAUUCCAUGGGAUGAGUUAAAGAAAACAAAAAAAUAGCUAUAAUAAGCUUUUGAGAAAUUUACCAAUGUCCUUAUCAAAUAUUAAAUUAACUCCAUUUAUACCUUAUCUUACAUACAUUGCUUUAUACACACUCUUUAAAUAACAAAUUUAAUUUGGUUGGUUUGAUAAAAAAGCACAUCAGAGAAAAACAAAUUGUUGAUUAAAUAGGAGGUUGCAAGUGUAUUUUAAAAUUGAAUUCAAUAUUUACUAAGACCCAUUUUGCAACAAGUUUCAAUAAUUGUAUCAUUUAAGUCAUAGGGUAUAUUAAAUAACUUGAGAAACUAGCUUGAAAUUUGAAGGGAAAUACACUGGCUGGCAUUAAAUAUCAUAUAGGUUAAUUGGUGCUUCCGUUUAGCUGUUUUUAAAAAAGUUUUUGAAGAUACAUAGUAAAAAAAAAUAGCUUCCAUUGUUAUCAUGAAUGAUUGUGGCUCUUAAUACAGCUUUCAUUCUUUUUUCUUGAAAAAAAAAAGAAGAAAAAAAUUCCUUUUUUCUUUUGUUCAUAAGCAUCAAUAAGUUUGCAAAUUGAGGUGAAGAAUUUAAGGUGCUUUAUUUAUUGGUGGAGACUGGAGAUGCUAUAAACUGUGCAAUUUGAAUACAAAUCAAGUGAACCACUGAAUACAUGUAAAAAAAAACAACUGGACUUGAAAGUUGUUUAUUGAGAUAUUUUCAAUGGAAUUGAUCAUUGAUAAAGAAAAACAGAUGAUUCCAUUAGGUUUCUGAUGCAAACUUGUAGUAUGGUUAAGAGUCCGCAUGUUGAUAAAUUUCAUUCUAUUUGUGGUGCAUUCAACCACAGAUAUUCACGUUGCAGUGCCUUUCUUACUUGUAUCUGCAGAAACAACCUCAAAAUAUGAGUUAACUAGCAAAUGUUAGUUCAAAAUAUUGUCUAUUUAAUGAUAGACAAAGGUAUUUGAAUAAUUUAUUUUGAAUACAUUUCUGUGAGGUGCAUUGUUAUGUAAUAUCAAACAUGAAAUAUAAUUUCUUUUUACAUGUUUUUGGUAGCAUAAAUUAUAGUUCAUUGUAAAGAUGUAUCAUCCAACCAUAUCUCUUAUCAAACAUUUAGUAAUGUACAGGAGGCUUUUUAGGAGAAUUGUAUUGUAUUGUAUUAUUAUAGCAUUACUGUAUGUUAUAAAAAUAUGUUUUCUGUUUUAAAUUGUAUGCUUAGAUAUUCAAUGUAUGUUUAAAAUGUAAAUUCCAUCAUACUCAACAGCAGUGGAACAAUUAAGUGUUUAUUCCAGAACAUUUGUGAAAUCAAAAACAUUUGUAGAGCUAAUUCAUUUUAAUUAUAUUAGUAUUUAAUAGAUAUCUGGCUAAAAACAAGACAGCUGAUUUCUAAUCUCUGUAAAACAUGAAUAUUGUGCAAGAUUUGCACUGCUUUCAAAUUCAUUGAAACAUCCAAACAGCAUUUUAAAGACAUAUCAGGACAAAUUGAGAUCUCUCUGGUAUUAUAUAUUAUUGUACUGUAACAAUUUGCACCUGUAAAUGUGUUUGCAUGUUUGGAUACUUGAAUGUGAAGCAUUGUAAACAAAAUAUGACUGAUGCACAAUUUUUAACCUUUUUCUUAACUUUCAUCCUAUAUUUACUAUUUUGAAAUUUAAUAUAGUCUCUGGGAAGCAAUGUAGAUUAAAGUAAAGAGAUAGGGAAUUAGUUGAUUAACUUUACAUUGCAAAAAGUGCAAAGUGUUAGCAAAAUUAAAACAUUUAGAUUUUUUUUUAAUAAUGCAAAUUUACCUUAUGAGCUUUUUUUUUUUUUUUUAAGUAGAACUCAUAUUCUUUGUUCAGUGCUUAUUUUGAUUUAGUCCAUGGGUAUAGGGCUGGUAUAACCUCUCACAAGCUAUAUUAAUGGCAGUUUCAAAAUUGAAAUAAAAAAAAUAUAUAGUGAUGGUAGCUGGCCAAUUUAUACAUAAGUAGUUGUUUACUGUUUAAUUAAUUUUAAAGUUAGUGCAUCACUUCCGUAUCUCCUUAAAGGGAUAGUAAAGUCCAAACUAAACUUUCAUGAUUCAGAUAGGGCAUGUCAUUUUAAACAACUUUCUAAUUUACUUUUAUCAUCAAAUGUGCUUUGUACUCUUGGUAUUCUUAGUUGAAAGCUAAACCUAAAUAGGCUCAUAUGCUAAUUUCUAAGCCCUUGAAGGCCGCCUCUGCAUUUGACAGUUUGUCACAGCUAGAGGGCAUUAGUUCAUGUGUUUCAUAUAGAUAAUAUUGUGCUCAUGCACGUGAAGUUAUUUAUGAGUCGGCAUUAACUGCCUGAAAUGCAUGUCUGUCAAAAGAUCUGGGAUAAGGAGGCAUUCAGCAGAAGCUUAGAUACAAGGUAAUUACAGAGGUAAAAAGUAUAUUAAUAUAACUGUGUUGGUUAUGCAAAACUGGGGAAUGGGUAAUAAAGGGAUUAUCUAUCUUUUUAAACAAUAACAUUUUUGGUGUUUACCAUCCCUUUAAAGCUUUGUCACACUCUAGUUUGUAAAAAAUGUUUAUUUCCAUUUACUGAGUUUAUGUGCAGAAAAUAUAUGAAGACCAACUAUCGAACUGUACUGGUUAUUAAAGAAGAUAUAUAAAAAUAACCAUACUUGUUGGUACUGGGCAUUGGAUUUUAUUAAUUGUAUUUACUGUAUAUCAGUUAUGCAUCAUCAUUAAGCCAGCACUGUUUUAUCCAUGCUUAUUUUCUCUGAUUUUCCUUUGUUUUUUCUCCUUUUUUUGUAUAUACAUUUGUAUAAUUUAAAACUUUAUUAUUAACUCACAGUAAGAUAUUUUUUUAGCAUUGGCUAUAAAAUGGAGCAGGAACAUCCAAAUUCAUGAACAGCACAGUCUAAAUCACAUUCAUAUUAAGAUACUGCUUCAUUUAACUAAUACAAAAAUAAAAAUAUUUUAUGCUACCACUGCCAAAA